Owenia fusiformis is the source of this 433-nucleotide messenger RNA. NCBI's taxonomy places the organism in Eukaryota, Metazoa, Annelida, Polychaeta, Sabellida, Oweniidae. The record is from the annotation of a GenBank genome assembly.
CUACAAACAAUAAGUUCACUGAACAUGUCAAACAGGGGAUAUCAAGGGGGAAGAGAAAGUUGUUUUCACUCUUCGGACUUGGACAUAAAUCGGGAGGAUUACCACCCCUUCUAGCCAUAAAACUAUACAACAGCUUUGUAAUACCUACCAUGUUAUACGGUGAUCAGAUCAUUAAUUACAAUACACAGGAUUUGGAAAUGAUGGAAGUUACCCAACGAGAGAUCGGACGUAGGGUCCAAUUUUUUCCCAGCACCGCUAGCAAUCCAACAUCAAUUAUGCCAGUUGGACUGACAACAAUUAAGUCGAGAAUAGACUACGAUAAGCUGUUAAUGUUCUUUGGGAUUCUAACACUACCAAUGACAAAUAUAUAUAAACAACUUUUAAUGAUGAGACUAACGAGCUUUUUUUUCCAAGGAGACUCCUGGGACUCACC